Molecule: messenger RNA, 765 nt
Organism: Emericellopsis atlantica
Lineage: Eukaryota; Fungi; Ascomycota; Sordariomycetes; Hypocreales; Bionectriaceae
Product: glutathione S-transferase
Exons: 1
Coding region: 1-765 (254 amino acids)
Source: RefSeq, a predicted model, not a curated record
AUGGCGCCCAAGACUCCCACCAACAUCACCCUCUACACUGUGGGCACGCCCAACGGCAUCAAGGCGUCCAUCAUGCUCGAGGAGCUCAACCUCGACUACAAGGUGCACAAGAUCUCAUUUGACAAGAACGAGCAGAAGGAGGACUGGUUCCUCGCCAUCAACCCCAACGGCCGCAUCCCCGCCAUGACCGACAAGGACGCCAACGGCAACACCAUCCGCAUCUUCGAGUCCGGCGCCAUCCUCGAGUACCUCGCCGCCACCUACGACAAGGAACACAAGGUCAGCUACCCCUACGCCAGCAACGAGCACUGGGAGGUCACCAGCUGGCUCAUGUGGCAGAUGGGCGGCCUCGGCCCCAUGCAGGGCCAGGCCAACCACUUCAACCGCUACGCCCCCGAGAAGAUCCCCUACGGCAUCAACCGCUACGUCAACGAGACACGCCGCCUCUACCGCACCAUGGACACCCACCUCGCCAAGGCCCCGCACGGCUACCUCGUCGGCGACAGGGUCACCGUCGCCGACAUUUCCUGCUGGGGCUGGGUCGCCCACGGCUUCUGGGCCGGCGUCGAGAUUGACGAUUUCCCCGCCCUCAAGAAGUGGCUCUACAAGCUGCUCGAGCGCCCUGGCUUCGAGGCCGGACGCCACGUCCCCACGCCCCACACUGCGUUUGAGCAGAUGAAGAAGAGCCCCGAGGAGCUGGAGGAGGACGCCAAGGCUGGUCAGAAGUGGGUGCAGGCUGGCAUGAAGCAGGACGCGAAGCAGUGA